AUGGGGUCUAGGCGACCUGCAGCUAUGGCAUGUAUAGCCUGUCGUGAGAGCAAAGUCAAGUGUGACGGUGACGGCAAUGAGAAAUGCUCUAGUUGCGUGAACAAGCAACGCGAAUGUCGAUACCAGGCCGUGGACAAGAGGAAACUGCCACUGCGAGUUGCCAUAGAGCUGCUAACCAGUCGGGUCAAUCAGCUCUAUCUAUUCAUUUAUGAACAUGGUUUAGAGCCCCCAUGCAUACCGCAAGAAAAGGAUGACGCUCUAGCGAAAGUUCUUGACAUAUUAGGAUUGAUUGAAUUUCACUCGGCUGCACCUCAGAUGAAUGCGAAUUUCUCCAAGGCCACAGCUGCGGAGCAUCUACCGCCUGAUGUGCCAACUAUGUUGGACUUUUCCAAUGAUCUGGAUAUCACGGGAAAUGCCGACAAGUUAAGAGAUCUUGACUCUAUAGACAAAGUUUCUUGUUCUUCUCAACCUGAUAUCAAUCAAAUAUCAGACCCCCAGGCCGUAUCCGCACUGCCUAGCUUAGAUGACACUGCAGAGAUUCCAAUCACAGAUCCAUACUCAUUGGAAAACACAUCAGAUGCCGCUCUAUCCAACUUGGACUGGAAUAUGGAUAUCGGAACAUGCAUGACUCCGUCAUCUCCGGACAUCCAAGACAUACUUGGUUGCAACUCUCAGAUGGGUGGGCUGGAGCAGGAAACAGAGAUAUUGCCGGAUCUCUUGGAGGCUCCUGUUACCACAAAUCCAGCCAGUCCCGAUAAAGAGACUAGAAGUCCAGAAAGGAUAGAAGACCUAAUUGAUGAGCUCUCCGAUCGAGUGGGAACCUUACGCUUCGGUCCUGAAGGACAACCCCAUUUCUAUGGCCCAACUUCAACAUUCAACCUCCCCGAUGCUCCUGUGGCUACUAAGAGCCAGACGCAUCAUCGUACCUUGGACUCUCUUGAAAAUGAGAUUGAUCCUGAUGAAGAAGCUCCGCUGAUACUAGAAGAGCACCUACUCAAUCUAUACUUUACCUGGCAAGACCCGUCGUUUCAUGUGGUUGAUCGAGACAUGUUCGAGAAAGCAAAGAGAGCCUGGCUUGCCAAUGAAGAAACACCUUUCUAUUCCGAGGCACUCUGCUACGCAAUGUGCUCUCUCGGCGCGGCGUUUGAAACUCGGUAUCAUCCAUCAUUCGUCACGUUUCCAAAGUCCUUGGUGGAACACUUUGGAGACCGUGCAAAGGCGCUUCUUGAAAUUGAAUUGGACUCUCCUACUGUAGCGACGGUUCAGGUCCUGGUCAUUAUGAGCAGUCAUGAGGUUGGAAACGGCCAGGAUACGAGAGGGUGGCUUUACAGUGGGAUGGCUCUUAGGCUUGCUUUUGAUCUUGCUCUUCACAUCGAUCUCUCUUCAUAUGUUGCUCGUGGUUCUAUCACUGCUGUUGAUGCAGAACUACGCCGGACUGUCUUUUGGGCUGCAUAUAUGGUUGACCAUCUUGUCGGUUUCUAUCUUGGCAGACCUUUCUACACCAACAUGAAAGAUGUGACGGUAAAGAAACCAAACGCUGACACCUGCCGCCAAGAAUCCUCCAAAUGGACAUCAUAUGCAUGCCCUAUCUCAUUCGGCAAUGAAUACGAGUUUAUAGACUUGGUAGAAGCCGUGAGUGAACAGGAGAUAUCGCUUUGUGAGAUAAUGGCCCCAUGUGGCCACUUCCUCUACGGGGGCUCAGGGAUUUCAAAGCUCCAGCUCCAACAACUAAACGUCAAAGUUGUCGCCCGGCUAUUAGACUGGAAAUCCAAACUACCCGAUUCCCUCCAAAUAAACCUAAACGACCACACAACCCCCUAUCUCCCGCACGUCCUCCUCCUCCACAUGCAAUUCUUCCAAAAUCUGAUACACUCUCACCGACCUUGGAUGUCAAAAGACUACCUUCAGCCCCAGCCACCCGUAGGACCAGGCCACACGCACGCAAGAGAGAUGUGCAUCCAAUCUGCAAUCUCCAUCGCCAAGAUCCUAGUCCUCUACGAGAAAAGAUACACCCUUCGCCGCAUAAACGUCAAAGCAGUCUCCAUUACAUCCUCUGCUAUUUUACUUCUUCUCUUCGCGGCGAUAUCACAUUACCCGCUCGCGAAGAAUGAAAAUAUAAUUGCACACCUUGGAACAUGCUUUCGGGCUCUUGAUGAAUUUUCUUUGUCAUGGCGAAGCGCUAAUAAAGUUAAGGAUUUGUUGGUUCGGUUGCAGUAUAAGUGGGAGUUGAGGACGAGGGCUAGUAAGCAAGGUCGGGCUUCUGAUGGGGAUACUGAUCCCCCGAGCAAGAGAUCGCGGACAAUGAAUUAUCCGAGCACUGGGACUGGGACUGGGACAUCACAGGCUGAUGAGGGUAUCUCGCUUGCUCAUCCUAGUCUGACGGACUUACAGCCUGAUUCUGGGCUUGGGUGGAUGCUUAUGCUUAGUGGACAACUUCCUGCUGAUGGUGAUGAGGAUCUUUAUUCAUUUGUUGCUAAUACUGCUAUUCCAGGUGUUGACUAG
Messenger RNA from Penicillium nucicola, 2502 nucleotides. RefSeq lists its product as uncharacterized. Gene Ontology annotation, biological process: DNA-templated transcription; regulation of DNA-templated transcription. Bases 1 to 2502 code for a protein of 833 amino acids. The record is from RefSeq and is a predicted model, not a curated record. NCBI's taxonomy places the organism in Eukaryota, Fungi, Ascomycota, Eurotiomycetes, Eurotiales, Aspergillaceae. The transcript has 7 exons. Gene Ontology annotation, molecular function: DNA-binding transcription factor activity, RNA polymerase II-specific; zinc ion binding; DNA binding.